Molecule: messenger RNA, 828 nt
Organism: Fonsecaea multimorphosa CBS 102226
Lineage: Eukaryota; Fungi; Ascomycota; Eurotiomycetes; Chaetothyriales; Herpotrichiellaceae
Exons: 2
Coding region: 1-828 (275 amino acids)
Molecular function (GO): oxidoreductase activity, acting on the CH-OH group of donors, NAD or NADP as acceptor
Source: RefSeq, a predicted model, not a curated record
AUGACAGAGUUGGUGGCACUCGUGACGGGCGCCGCCUCUGGCAUAGGUCGAGCGGUGGCAACGAAACUGGCUACACGAGGGAUUUCUAUAGUGCUUGCCGACCGCGAUCAAACUCAGGGCUCCGCUGCCGCUGACGCGAUAGCUAAGCAGUAUCGAGUCCGCACAAGGUUUCAACGAGUAGACGUUACUCAGGAAUCGGAGGUCAAACAGCUUGUGACAGCCACACUCGAACUUACGGGAAGAUUGGACUAUGCGGCCAAUUGCGCAGGUAUAUGUGAGUCUAUCUGGGAAGAAGAAGAGAGCAUUACUACGGAGCUCUUUGACAGAACACACGCAAUAAAUACCCGUGGUCUUUGGCUUUGUCAAAAGUACGAAGCACUGCAGAUGCGAUCGCAAACCCCGCGGGACGUCGCCUUCAACCCGCCAACCGCCGCCCACCCGAUUCCUGGUCAACGGGGCUCAAUUGCAAAUAUAGUCUCAAUUUCCGGUUUACACGCCGUGGGACUAGCAGCAUAUACACCAAGCAAAUAUGGUGCAGCAGCGGUCACGAAGAACGGAGCUAAGUUUUACGGCCCCAGUGGUAUCAGGGUGAACGCAGUCUGCCCGGGCUGGACAAUGACAGCUAUGAUUGAAGAGAGUAUGGGCGAAGAGGGGAAGAUUGGAACGAAAGAGAACGACAACUCUCCUGUCAAUCAGAAGAUUGCGUUGCGCCGUAUGGCUUUCGCGGAAGAGCAGGCUAAUGUCGUGAGCUUUCUGUUAAGCGAUGAAAGCAGUUAUAUGAAUGGCUCUCUGGUGGUUAACGACGGUGGUUUUCAUGAUAUUCGUUGA